CCAGGAGGCUCCACGGAUACCAACCGGCCGUUUUCCCUCCGCCCCCGGCCUCCCCUUUACCUCCCCAGGCAGCUCUGUGGCCGACUCGGGUUCCGCGGGCGGCGGAGCGGGCGCGCGCUCCGGGGGUCGCGCGGCUGCUGAGAAGGGCGAGCGCGCGCGGGGAGGGAGUGGAGGCGUAGGGGGGCGGGGGUACGGCUCGCUCGCUCGCAAGAUGGCGGACGAGGACGGGGAAGGGAUUCACCCCUCAGCCCCUCACAGGAACGGAGGUGGCGGCGGCGGUGGGGGCUCUGGGCUCCACUGCGCGGGGAACGGCGGCGGGGGAGGCGGCGGCCCGCGGGUCGUGCGCAUCGUCAAGUCCGAGUCCGGCUACGGCUUCAACGUGCGGGGCCAAGUGAGCGAGGGCGGGCAACUGCGGAGCAUCAACGGGGAGCUGUACGCGCCGCUGCAGCAUGUGAGCGCCGUGCUGCCCGGGGGGGCGGCCGACCGGGCCGGGGUGCGCAAGGGGGACCGCAUCCUGGAGGUGAACGGCGUGAAUGUUGAGGGGGCGACACACAAGCAGGUGGUGGACCUGAUCCGAGCAGGCGAGAAGGAAUUGAUCUUGACAGUGUUGUCUGUGCCUCCACAUGAGGCAGAUAACCUAGAUCCCAGUGAAGACUCGUUGGGACAAUCAUUUUAUGAUUACACAGAAAAGCAAGCUGUGCCCAUAUCGGUCCCCACAUACAAACAUGUGGAGCAGAAUGGUGAGAAGUUUGUGGUAUACAAUGUUUAUAUGGCAGGGAGGCAGCUGUGUUCUAAGCGGUACCGGGAGUUUGCUAUCCUACACCAGAACCUGAAGAGAGAGUUUGCCAACUUUACAUUUCCCCGACUUCCAGGGAAGUGGCCAUUCUCUUUAUCAGAACAGCAAUUAGAUGCCCGACGUCGGGGGUUGGAAGAAUAUCUAGAAAAAGUAUGCUCAAUACGUGUCAUUGGUGAGAGUGACAUCAUGCAGGAAUUCCUAUCAGAAUCAGAUGAGAACUACAAUGGUGUGUCCGACGUAGAACUGAGAGUAGCAUUACCAGAUGGAACAACAGUUACAGUCAGGGUUAAAAAGAACAGUACCACAGACCAAGUGUAUCAGGCUAUUGCAGCAAAGGUUGGCAUGGACAGUACAACGGUGAAUUACUUUGCCUUAUUUGAAGUGAUCAAUCAUUCCUUUGUACGUAAGCUGGCACCUAAUGAAUUUCCUCAUAAACUCUACGUCCAGAAUUACACAUCAGCUGUGCCAGGCACCUGCCUGACCAUUCGAAAGUGGCUUUUUACGACAGAAGAAGAAAUCCUCUUAAAUGACAAUGACCUUGCUGUUACCUACUUUUUUCAUCAGGCCGUUGAUGAUGUGAAAAAAGGUUAUAUCAAAGCAGAGGAAAAGUCCUACCAGUUACAGAAGCUGUAUGAACAAAGGAAAAUGGUCAUGUAUCUCAACAUGCUGAGGACUUGUGAGGGCUACAAUGAAAUCAUCUUCCCCCACUGCGCCUGUGACUCCAGGAGGAAGGGGCACGUUAUCACAGCCAUCAGCAUCACGCACUUUAAACUGCAUGCCUGCACUGAAGAAGGACAGCUGGAGAACCAGGUAAUAGCAUUUGAAUGGGACGAGAUGCAGCGAUGGGAUACGGAUGAAGAAGGAAUGGCCUUCUGCUUCGAGUAUGCACGAGGAGAGAAGAAGCCUCGAUGGGUUAAAAUCUUCACACCAUAUUUUAAUUAUAUGCACGAAUGCUUCGAGAGGGUGUUCUGUGAGCUCAAGUGGAGAAAAGAGAACAUUUUCCGGAUGGCGAGGUCACAGCAGAGGGAUGUGGCCACCUAGCCUUCCCUCACCCCUCCUCUUCACCCUCAUCCUCUCACCCCUUCCGUCUCCUGUGUCAGAGUAACCAUUAACACAAAAGAAGAGAAAAAGGAAAAAAGUCAUUAUGUUCAAAAGCCCUAAACUAAAUACUAUUAAUAAUCCCUCUGAGUUUCAUGUCUCUGGAAUUGAGCUGGUAGAGAACGACAGAUUGGUCCGCACCGGGAGCAGCUGAGUUCAGACAGGAAAUUAAGCCCAACCACGCGCCAAAGGUGUCUUUAUCCUCUCACCUGGGCCUCACACCAACAGACUCUCCUUGUACUAUAUUUUUAAAACUGGAACUAUGAACUCCAUCCAUUUGCACUGUUCAGACAUAUAUAUGUAUGUAUGUAAAAAUUAUAUAUACACAAAUUAGCUGCACGUAUAUACAUAUAUAUAUUUCUUUUUAAAUUUCAUAUUGAUGGCAGUACCUUUUUUAGCUUGUGUUUUUACACACCUUUCACUAGAAUUCAUGACUUCUCUCUUGCUCUCUUUAUUUUGAAACAAACUUUAAAAAGGAAAAAAAAAAUAUUUUACUGGGAAAAUACCUCUCCUCAUGAAGGACUCGAAAAGUUUACAACCUGCUUGGGUUUUUUCCCCCCUUUUUUGUAUUGAGUGAAGAUUCUGGCUUAUGGGUUGGCAUAGAGUCUGAGGAGCAAGGAGCAUAGUUUCUUUAUCUUCCAAGAAGCUGCUGGGAGGAGACUGAGGUGUAUUUGUCAAGGGCAGCAAGACUUGCAGAUCUGCAGGGAGAGUCUGAAGACUUGGUGUGGUCCUCGAUUCCAAGACAGCUUUCCUGGCCCAGCUCUCUCCCACUCACGGUUUUCUAGCCACACUCCCCAUCUCCUUCUUGCUUCCCGAGGGCCCCUUGUGUGCUCUCCACUGACCUAGAAUGGAGGGGAGAGGUGGGCUCAGGAGGUUGAUGCCACAGGAACCUGAAACAUUUCAUGGUUGUCAUUUCCCAUUUCUCCUUCUGAAGCAGGCAGAGUACUAGGGACCAGAGUUAAAGCCAAUACCUUUAGGCACAAAGAUUGGACUUAGGGGAAAGGAAGGAAGGAAUACCCUGUGUACCUAAGCUUUUCCCCACUCCAUUCCUGACCAGUAACCAUCCAUAACCAUUACAUUCUCUGUGACUUCCUUAAACAGCUGUGUUGGGGAGGAAUCUGACAGUGUCCCUAAGGCCUUGGGGAAAUUUAGUCAGUGGUCUGGGCCAGCCAAACCAGUGCCCAUCCAAGCCAGCUGAGGACCCAGGAAGGACCAGUAGGGAUAUGGUCGGUUUGGGUUGGAUCUCAACUUCUAAUGAAAAGGAGACUGAAGGAAAGCCUUUCUGUCUCUCAAAGAGUUCCUCGUCUCACCUUGGGAUUUUGAGACCCAAGAGCUGCACCCAGGGCCUGGAGGGCCAGGCUUACCAGCUGGCAUCUCGUGUUGGGAUUUUGAGCCCUAAGAGCUGCACCCCAGGGCCUGGGGGGCCAGGCUCACCAGCUGGGGCAGCACUCUCAGGCAGGCUCUGUAGAUACUGCACUGGGAGCUCGAAGUCAGACUCUGAUGUUGCUGAAACACAUCCACGAGCCUUCUUUUCUUUUCCCCUUCUCUACUCUCUACACAAAACCUCCACUGGGUGGCGUCUUUGGCUUUGUCUAACUGGGAGGCCACCGUACCAGGUUUAGUUACUCCACUGAGCAGUGGCGGGGUGGUUUGAAGUUUCUGUUUUGGUGACUUGAUUUUGCAGAUCAUUGUGAGGCCACUUUUCUUUCUCACUCUGUUACCCUGGCGGCUGCUUGCCCCAGGACAGUUGUCCAUCAUACAGGACAUCUGUCUUCCCUCCCUUUCUCCAAACCCAGUUGGGAUCACAGUGCAGAACGUAGGAAUGCUCAAUGUUUAAAGGUGCAGAGAGCGAUCCCCAAUUUGAAAGUUUUGAUACAGAAUUAGCUUCUUUUGGCUUAAGUGAAUUUAAUAAUGAGCCAGAGGGCCCUAGAAAGGAGAUCUGUUUCCCCACUCCAAGAUGCCAAAGAGGCUUUUGGUGCCAGCUUUUUCCCACUGCAAACAGCAGCGGCUUGCCCCUGUGCCCUCAGACUGGGAGAGGAAUGGACAAAUCUGGGAGUCCGUGCAAUGUUCCCACUGUUGACCUCUGGGUGUGAGGUGUCAGGUGGGGGGAGGGUGCCCUUGGGUCUGAGGCCCCUUGGAGCGGGUGCCACUCUGUUCCUUUGGCAGAGCACGCACUCGGUGCUUUGGAGACUGGGCAAGGGCGCCACGCAUGGGUGGUUGGCCUGUUGGCAGAAUCUGUUUAGAAACAGCCCCUACUGGCUGUACCAGUAAAAGCUGCAGUGAGGACGGGGAAGGAGGGAGCCCCUGGCCAACAGUACCUUUCCCCCUUCCUCCCACAGCAGGCCUCUUGGACCGGCGCGCAGAGGUCACUGUGGCUCCAUAGGAUCAAGCUCUUUUUUGCAUGAAGCAGUGUUAGUGUGACACUCCUCCCCGCCCCCCUCUCCGUCCCCCCCCCCCCUUGUUCUGUACUUCCUCUCCCUAAUCCCUGCUAUGGUUCUCAGUCCUGGGUUCUGCCCAGGGAGCCCUCUGCCCAGUCUUCUUUUGCAGUUUGUCUCUGGAAAAUGGAGGGGCUCCCCUCCCCCCCUCCUUUGCCCCAGCAGAGCCUGCAGGGUCUUCCUGAUCUGUUAUCCUCCCCUCUACCACUCAGUUUCUAUCCUCUGGUAAAAGCUCAGAGUUUUGUAUAGAUCAGGGAAAAAUGCAGGCCCUGAGAAACCUGUCCCUGCAGAAAGGUUCCCUUGGGCCAUGCUUUGGGCUCUCUGCUCUUUAUAUUUUUAUUCUACUCUCCAUUUUCCUGCCCUCCUCUUGCCCUCUGCCUAAGCUCAGCCCAGCUGUCUGCUGAGGGCAGCUCCUAGGCCUGGCCUGUCUAGUUUUCUCCUGUCGUCACCCAGGCUAGUAGCUUUGGUUAUCCCCUUCUAGCUCCAAACCUAGUGCCUGGAGCUGCAGUACAGGGCAUUGACAGGAGGGGACACAUCUCUCUCCUCUCAGAGUUUGCCCCCUUACAGCCUGGCUCCGAGGAGGCAGUUUUCCUCAAGGGGACUGUAUCCUGGCUGACCCAAAGUCUCCAGACCUGGAGGGACUACUGUGCCCCCCUUGUCUCCAUCGUGCUUUCUGGCUGGAUCAGUUCAGAGACCAUUUGGACUGUUGGAGCCCAGCACCCCACUAGAUUCCCCUGCCAGAGUCAGUGUGUCCCAUUAGCUUCCCUCUGAAGGGGGGUGGGGGAACAGUGUGGCUGGUGCUCGGAGAGAGAAGAGCGACAGCGGCUGAACUCGCGCAUUCCAGUCCUACCACCUGCCUGCCUCCCCUCUGCCCCCCAGCGCCGUGCCAGGCUUCACCCCGGGGCGGCAGCUCAGUCCUCAGCAAUAAUCUCGAGUGUGGGGGUGCUUAGGGUUCUGGGGAAGGGCAGGAGCAAAGAGGGCAGUGCUGUGGGCUGGAGGCACUUGGCCAGCUGCUAAAUUAGACCCCGGUUUUAUAUCAUGCCCCCUUUUUAAGCCGGUGAGCUGGGCUUCAGUUUUCCCCAGGCCAUGCACACUUUUAAUUUAUUUGACAAACUCUAAUUGUAUUUUCACUGCAGUAUCUUGUAUUUUUUAUUUGUGAUUUAAGAAAUGUGAAGAGAAAAUACACAGACACAUAAUGGCUAACAGUGUUUCUUUCAUUCCUUGUUCUACAGCUAACCACUCUAAAAUUGUUUGGUAAUGUCACUUAGUGUAAUUAAUUGUAACAUAUUCUUUUAAAUAAAUUGAUUUAUUGAUGAAA
Messenger RNA from Prionailurus viverrinus (fishing cat), 5647 nucleotides. RefSeq names its product sorting nexin 27 (gene SNX27). The record is from RefSeq and is a predicted model, not a curated record. Gene Ontology annotation, biological process: signal transduction; intracellular protein transport. Gene Ontology annotation, cellular component: early endosome. The transcript has 12 exons. Lineage: Eukaryota; Metazoa; Chordata; Mammalia; Carnivora; Felidae. The coding region runs from base 212 to 1837 and encodes 541 amino acids. Gene Ontology annotation, molecular function: phosphatidylinositol-3-phosphate binding; protein binding.